GGCGGCGUUGCGUAGUGGUGUCCAACGUUUGGAACGAUGCGACACGCGCUUUCCUUUCUCAGUAUCGCGAAUACACCCACGACAGACACCCGCCGGCCGGCGCCGCAAUCCUGUCGUUACGUAAACGAAGAAUGGCCCACACGCAAGAACAAUCAUCGGCGUGAGCAGUAACAACAUUCGGAAUGCACUCAGGAAUGAAUCCCAGCAAGAAGAAACUCUCUUGAUAUACAUGCAUAGCAUUUCCAAUUAUUGAAAAUGACUUCGAGAGGAAAUCAUGGCAAAAAUAAAAAAAAUCAAAGAAGCAUUUCCACCAUCCGAAAGAGAACAGCGAUACAGCCAAGAAUAAUAAAAUCAAAGACAUAUCAGAAGACGGGAUGGAUGAGAUAUCAAAGCAGUUUUCAGAUGGGAAGACAUUUCUGGUGAGAACGUCAAAAGUGAUGGGAAGGUACAUGGUCGCCGCCAAGGACCUCAGCCCAGGCGAUGUUAUUUUAAGCGAGAAACCGUUGGUGGUCGGGCCCUGCACGGAUUGUCGCGUCCAAUGCAUCGCCUGUUAUCAUCAAUCGCGGAACAUGAACCAUACAUGCAAAUCCUGCCAAUGGCCCUUAUGCUCAGACCAGUGCAAGUCCCUAUGGACGCACUACGGCCACACAAAGCGCGAAUGUAAGCUCCUACAGGAGUGUAAGUCCGGCGACUUUCUGGACUACACCGAUUUUGACAAACUGCGCGUCAACUUCUACUGCAUCGUACCGCUGCGAUGUUUUCUCCUGCAGGAAACCGAUCCGCUCGGAUACAAGCUAAUGGCAAUGGAGAACCACGACAACAUUCGACGCAACAUUCCGGAGGUGUGGAACUUAAACCAAACGAUUGUCGAUCGCGUCGUCAAAGACUGGAAGCUGGAAUACACUGAAGAGCAAGUGCACAGCAUGUGUGGUGUGCUGGAAGUCAACGCGUUCGAGAUUGGUCAACAAGGCAUCAACAUUCGCGGAUUGUAUCCGUCAGCGUUUCUCAUGUCGCACAACUGCGUACCAAACACAUCGCAUUGCGACGAGGAACAGGAUUAUAAGUUAUCAGUGCGGGCAUCGACUACCAUACGAACAAAUCAAGCAAUUACAUUAAGCUACGCUUAUACUUUACAGAGUACUUUGAAAAGACGCGAACAUUUAUUGGAAAAUAAAUUCUUCGCCUGCACUUGUCAGCGCUGCGCUGACAAGACCGAAUUGGGCACUUACGUCGGUGCGUUGCGCUGUCCAAAGUGCAAGGAUGGGUUGGUCCUUAGCGAAGAUCCGCUGAAUCCCGAAGCAGUGUGGAGCUGCAGUAACAAAGCUGCCAAAAAUAAAGCCGCCUGUCCGGGCUAUACGCUUGCGGCGAAAGCCAUGGAACUGCUCACGAAUCGGAUAUCAAGCGAAUUGGACGAAAUUGAUUCGAACAAUAUCAGCGCGAUGGAAAGCCUCCUGGAGAAGUACCGAAAUGUCCUGCAUCCGAAUCAUUAUUUAAAUCUUGAGGUGAAAUUGAAUUUGAGCCAAUUGUAUGGGAAAAUCAAUGGGUAUCUUAUACAUGAAAUGUCCGAUGAAGAAUUGCGCCGGAAAAUGGAGAUUUGCAAAGAGAUUUUGAAGAUUUUCGAUGUUAUCGAACCGGGCUACACACGAAUCAGAGGUGUGACGCUGUACGAGCUGCACGCGCCGGUGCUGAUCCUUACCACGCGCCAAUUCGAACGGCAUCUGCUCAGCCGGCAUCAGCUGCGUGCGCGGAUACGCGAGGUGGUGCGUUGCUUAGAGGAAGCUUGCAUCAUCCUCGCCAACGAGCCCCAUUCUUCCGAAGGGAUGAUGAGCACCGCCGCCGAUGAUGCUCUCAUACGGAUGCGGGAAUGGCUCACCAAAAUCUAAUUGUUUUGUUUUCAUAUUUUACCGUAAAACUGAUUGAAAACAAUUAUAAAUGUUUUUGUUAUGUUGUAUUGACUUAAUGUACCUAUACUCUUAAAAUGUUUCCGGAAGUGAUUAGUGGUCUAAUCAUGAAAUUAUGCCGUAGAAAAAUGUUUCUUUUAUAAAAUUGACAAAAUGUGAUUAGUUUCUGCUGUAAAUUCGUACUAAACUAAGCCAUUAACCGAUCAUUGCAUUAACACAAACAGUAUAAUUGCACAAAAUAGAAGAUCACAUAAACAAUCGUCACUCUUUUAUCUGAUAAGCCAGCUUAUAGAGUUUA
Messenger RNA from Dalotia coriaria, 2199 nucleotides. RefSeq names its product SET domain-containing protein SmydA-8-like. Lineage: Eukaryota; Metazoa; Arthropoda; Insecta; Coleoptera; Staphylinidae. The record is from RefSeq and is a predicted model, not a curated record. Gene Ontology annotation, molecular function: protein binding.